CUUGGGCUUUCUUCCUUUGAUUCAGAGGCUGUUGGACCAAAGUCCUGUGGAAAUUGCAUGGUUAGAGGACACGAAGCCAGGCAGCUUUUGCUCCCACCUCCCUUCUGCAGUCAUCUUUACUGCUUAAGACACAAGGAGAAAUGUAACAGAGAGCAGCCCUGGGAAUUCACGUUUCUUGCAGAAGCUCUGUGGACCCACCCCUAUAGCUGAACAGGUAACUUGGACCACAUUCAGGCUGUGGGUGGCUGAUGAGUUUGCACACUUCAUACUGAGUGCUCACAGAGAACACUAUCAGCAGAGGGAAUGUUCAACUACCUCCGGAAACGCUUUACCAGCCGCAUCAGAGAACGAAGCCGGCGGAGGGCAAGGCUCGUCUCUAAAGAUGGAAGGUGUAACAUAGAGUUUGGCAAUGUAGAACAGUCAAGGUUUGUCUUUUUGAUUGAUAUAUGGACAACUAUCCUGGAUCUCAAAUGGAGAUACAAAAUGACUAUCUUCAUUUCAGCAUUCUUAGGCAGCUGGUUUCUAUUUGGUCUCCUCUGGUAUGUUGUGGCAUACAUACACAAAGAUCUUCCAGAAUUCAAUCCUUCCAUAAAUCACACCCCCUGUGUUGAGAAUAUCAAUGGCCUGACUUCAGCUUUCCUGUUCUCCUUGGAGACCCAGGUAACCAUCGGCUAUGGCUUCAGAUGUGUCACAGAACAAUGUGCCACUGCCAUUUUCCUGCUCAUCUUCCAGUCUAUCUUGGGGGUAAUCAUCAAUUCGUUUAUGUGUGGUGCCAUCUUGGCCAAGAUAUCAAGGUCCAAAAACCGGGCUAAGACUAUCACCUUCAGCAAGAAUGCUGUCAUCAGCAAACGUGGUGGGAAGCUCUGCCUCCUUAUUCGGGUGGCAAACCUCAGGAAGAGUCUGCUGAUCGGGAGUCACAUCUAUGGAAAACUUCUGAAGACCACCAUCACUCCAGAAGGAGAGACAAUCAUUUUGGACCAGGUCAACAUAGAAUUUGUAGUUGAUGCUGGCAAUGAGAAUCUCUUCUUCAUUUCCCCAUUAACUAUUUAUCAUAUCAUAGAUAAGAAUAGCCCAUUCUUCCACAUGGCAGCAGAAACCAUUCUGCAGCAAGAUUUUGAAUUGGUGGUGUUUUUAGACGGUACUGUUGAAGCCACUAGUGCUACCUGUCAGGUGAGGACAUCCUACAUCCCAGAAGAGGUGCUCUGGGGUUAUCGCUUUGCUCCCAUUGUGUCCAAGACCAAAGAAGGGAAAUACAGAGUAGACUUCCAGAACUUCAGCAAGACAGUGGCUGUGGAGACUCCCCAUUGUGCCUUCUGUCUCUACAAUGAGAAAGAAGCUAAAGCCAAAGAGAAGAAAGGUUAUGACAAUCCUGGUUUUGUCUUGUCAGAAGUUAGUGAAACCAGUGACACAAAAAUGUAGUUCCAGAUAUUCAUGGGACCAUAUCUUUUCUCAUAAUGAAUUCAAUCUUGAGAGGAUUAAUAAUUUAGUAAAACAAAACAGAAACACAAGUUUGUUUUUACUCUAAAACAGCAUUUAUCUUCUCAAAAGCCUCAAAUCAAAGAGGAACAGAAUGCAAAUACCAGUGAUCUCCAGAACACUAUUUAACUACACUAUAUAUAUUUCAUAGAAUUUCUAUUUCAUAGAAUUUAUAUUUUUAUACCUAUGGGACAUUUUAUGAAGCUGCUAUGUUGGAACGUCCAACUGACUUAAGUUCCCAGAGGCAUGCAAGUCUGAAAAAAACAAAAAGAAUGGGAUAAAAACAUGAAAAGAGGAGACAGAAGACAAAGCUAAAAAACCCUAAGGUACUUAGGAGCCAAAACCUCAGAAAAAGUAUGUUUCUGGUGCCAAAGUCCUCUAUGAAAGCAGACUCUCUAGCUCCAGAACACUUGAGCACUUUUGAACAUUUUGAAACAAUUCCUUCUUUCUUUGCGGUUGGUACAUCUACAGAAAUGGAGCAUUAAGGUAUGGUACAUGCUUAGGAAGCUAGAAAAGACAAAGCUUGGGGCCAUCCUGCUGCAUCUAGAACUCUGUAAAAUGCAACUUCUCUCCUGUGAAAGCUUUUGAUUCCUUUCAGGGACAAAUAGCCAAAUGGAAAUGAAAAGUGAAAAAAAAAAAAACCACAGAGAAACAGAGACCCACUAUGGGAGAAGAGGAAUUUUGAGCUUAUUCCUAACUGUCUCAUCCUUCAGAUACUCUUCUCUCCACUUCCCCGGGAGCCGGCUAACUGUGAAAUUAGGAAACAUCUGAAGACAACUGUCCAGAAAGAAGGUAAGCCACAGUGGGGAGAUGAAGAACACAUUGAUUGCUUCACACCUGGCAGACAAGCAAUCCAGUGGGAGAAAAGAGGAAAUUCCCAGCUCUAGAUGUAUCCUUCAACAAAAUCCACAAUGCAAACAGAGAUUAUCUUUUCCUUUGAAGCACAAAGGUCUUGUUAAAACAAAAACAUAGCAUAGGAGCCUCCCACCAACAGUGGGCUUCAGAUUUAGUUCCAAACCGUUCAUCUCAUCACAGCAAAACGUUCAUCCCUACAGGAAACAAGUUCUGCUCGGUGGUAGUGAAGUAGUAGUGAACAUUUUCCGGGUAUGAUUUUUGACAUUUAAGUUUCAAAUGCAAUAAGAAGUGUCAAUAACUUUGGUGAAUUUCCACUUCCUCACACUUUUUUUUUUUUUCCCCAGCUACUUCUUUUGCUGAGAGUUCAAGUAGCAGAGUUCAAGUGGCAGACCAAAGAGAGAGGUUUUUUUGGGAACUCUUCCCAGUGAUGUAAUUCAGCUCAUUUAUUUUCAACACUGUGAUAAAAUGGAAGCAUCUUUUCAAAAGCUGCUGAACUGAGCAGUUUUAAAAGAAGGGGAGAAUUAAGCAGGUCAAAUGAUGACAAGACAAAGUUAUUUUGCAAAGGAACGUAAUGUGAGUAUGGAAAUCAAACUCUGGGAACCAAGAGUGUUCAUGUCUCAGUCCCAGUGUAGUAUCAACUCCUUUGUUGGUUCAGAACAAAUCACUUUAGUACGUGUCUCAGAUUUACCAUCUGUAACACGGGACAAAGUACUUAUGCUGUACAAAGAACAAUGUUAUGAACAAUUAUGUCACUAAAGCACUUUAAAAGCCAAUUCUCAACCGUCUCAAUCUUUCCUCUCUUUAACGCACCAC
Grus americana (Whooping crane) is the source of this 3144-nucleotide messenger RNA. RefSeq names its product potassium inwardly rectifying channel subfamily J member 1 (gene KCNJ1). The transcript is spliced from 4 exons. Lineage: Eukaryota; Metazoa; Chordata; Aves; Gruiformes; Gruidae. Gene Ontology annotation, cellular component: plasma membrane. Gene Ontology annotation, biological process: potassium ion import across plasma membrane; regulation of monoatomic ion transmembrane transport. The coding region runs from base 304 to 1419 and encodes 371 amino acids. The record is from RefSeq and is a predicted model, not a curated record. Gene Ontology annotation, molecular function: ATP-activated inward rectifier potassium channel activity.